Messenger RNA from Daldinia decipiens, 651 nucleotides. RefSeq lists its product as uncharacterized. The transcript has a single exon. The record is from RefSeq and is a predicted model, not a curated record. Lineage: Eukaryota; Fungi; Ascomycota; Sordariomycetes; Xylariales; Hypoxylaceae. The coding region runs from base 127 to 651 and encodes 174 amino acids.
CUCAGAAUGAUAUCCCAAAAACAAGCCGAAGACUUUAACCAGUCAAUCGUACAAAUAUUAUGCGCUUUCUCGGAAAGGGACUAGAAACUCCUAGAAGAACUGGAAGAGAUUCCGAGAAGAGUUACCAUGAUCGAGGGUAGUAACCUGGGGCACUACUUGGUUCUUUUACGAGAAGUAUUCAAUGUGCUAUCUAAAAAUGUCCCUGAGAUGCGGGGUGAUGUUCUUACCCAAACCUACCAAGAAAUCCCGGAAGGAAGAGAUAUAAUUAAGUCCGAAACUGUAGAGCAACUGAGAAACUGCUUGCUCAAUGCACAUCAAUAUCCAAAAGCGUCGGGACACAAGGAGACACCCCCGGUCCCGCCCAAGAAGAAUAGCAAGCCUAGGCUUGAGAUUGAAGAUAUAGGUGAAGGCGCUACUCGUCGCUGCAGUACCGUUGAGAACGAAAUUAUAGAAACAUUUAUUCUUCUUUUCAUGGCUCUUGGAAGAUCUCCACCUGCGACACCUCUUCGAUCACACCUACGCACAAGAGCGGUUCGCACUUCCCAAGGCUCCUCUUCCCAGCGCCCAAAGAAAACUCCCCCAUCCGGUCCACGCAAGCCACCUAAUGGCAAGGAAAUGAUGCCACAAGAGCAAAGUACAAAAGCUCCUUAG